AUGCACGAGACCAACGGAGCGCUCCCGUCGGUCGCCCUUCAUCAAGAGAACCAUGAUUUUGCAUAUCAGCAGAUCCUGACGGGGAAACAGGAACAUUACCUGAAGCGCGAACUCAUUGCCCGCCAGGUUCAAACAGAAAUCGCCGAAUUAAACUCCCCAACCGCCCUCCGUCGCUUCGGUGCUCCGUUCAAGUCGGAAUUUGGAGAAGUCGCCCCUAUCGACUCGGAACUUCCUAUCCUUCGGUAUAUCUUCGUUCACCAUGUGCGAAACUUCCCCUUCCUCGACCAGGCGAGAGAGAAGGAGUUUUGGCAAGAUAAGCUGCAAGUGUUUCUCGAAUCCUUCGCGAACAAGAAUGUGUCGUCAUCCGAGGACCGCCUAGAGGAGACAAAGCGGAGGAAGUUGGCACGAAAAUGCGAGAAACUUGUUGAGCUCAUGAUGGUGUCUGGUAUUCCUACCGCAUCCGGUUACGAGGAGCGCAUCCAAUUCUCGGAGAUGGAGGUUGUCGACCGCAGCGCCAACGAGAAAGGCCUCCUUGUGAACAUGCCUGAGGGAAAUGCGAUCAACGGGUGGGAUAUCAACGUUGCUGCUGUGAGGGUUACAUCGGUCAGGCGCACCGUCCGCCACCAUCAACACGCGGAAUUUAUCAUCCGCGUGAGGCGGAAUGCACAGAAGGACAUCUUCGUCGCUCGACGAUUUGGGGACUUUGCAAGACUUCUCAAAAGACUGCGCACAGAGAUUCCAGGCAAACCGCUACCCCCUCUUCCACGGAAAAACAAGUCCUCAUCUACUUCGACCAUUUGGGGUGGGACCGUGGAAGAUGACGAGUCCUCAAUCUCCUCCACAUCGACGACUCCGGACGGCAACGUCCUUGAGGAACGUUCGUCUCGAAACUUGAUCCCAGGCGAUUUCCCGGGACGCACCCGGUCGAGAUCAAGGAGCUCCGUGAGAAAGUCACCCAGAGCGUCGGCAGAUAUUCCGCGAGAGGCAGUGCUGUUCCGCGAGGAGCAACGAAUUUCGCUGCGCGCGUUCCUUCGUACGCUCCUUCAGAACAAACGUGUGGCAGAAUCCAAGGCAUUGGAGGAGUUCUUUACCCUUGAUCCAUUUGUUCCUGGCCAGGAAGAGACCCUUGACAUGGAAAGACGAAAAGAAGUAGAUUCUGUAAGGAUAGAGGAGCAAAAACGCUUUUACGAAAUCGCUCGGCAGCGCGCAGCAGAAUUGGAUGUCUAUAUGGAGAAAUUUCGUCGGGAUAUUGUAGAAAGCAAUGGCUUAACGAAGCUUUUUGCCGAGAUCCGAGAGAAACAAACCGUCGAGGAUCUGAGCCCGCAAUAUCAGAAGUUCGCUGAAUGGCUGCGCAUCGAGGUCGCCGCUACGCUUUACCACCUUUUCUUGGCGGAGGAUAAUUCGCCAGAGCUCUUUGCACAAGCGAAACGGAUUCACUCCUUGGUUCCGUAUACCUUGUUGAAGAAUGUGAUUCGCAUUGCCAACCCCGCCGCUGUAAUGACCGGCGUACUGGAUCUCUUCCUCGCUCAACCUUUUGGCUCCAAGUCCCUCAUGCAGCGUAUAUUCUCCAUGACACUAAAUGAUGGCAUCAAAGGAUUCCAGCGGUCGAUCGACGCCAUGGCGGCCAAGGUUGAUGAUCCCGUCAUUUCUCAGAAGUUGAAGGCGUUCACCGAUGCAGAUGAAAUGGUCAAAAAUGAGAUCCGCCAAGAGGCUAUUGAAGAUGAUGUUGACGUGGUUGUCGCUAUUCUUCGAUCAGAGUACAUACCGGGUGAGCUUACGGUGGACCAAAUUGGCAAGGUCUUCAAUUCGUUUGUAGCCUGGAACUAUGCUGUUGAGCACGUGGACGAAGAAAUGAGGGAGGGCGCCGACUGGUUCGGAAAUGUGAAGCAGCUUCUGAAGCUAUACACGCGCCAGAGGGACAAGGCUAUGAUGCUCAGCAUCAUUGAAGAGCCAGUCACUGUCCAGCUGUUCCGCGACCUCUUCACCAUCUUCUAUGAGCCAUUGGUCCGGGUGUACAAGUCGGCGAACGUAUAUAACAGUAUUACCGACUUUGCCAAGUUUGCCGACGACACAAUCGCCGUCAUUGAAAAGUGCCAGAAACAGGACAUUUCCGCCGACCCAAACCAAACAGUCCAGGCAUUUAUUGAGCUUUGCGAACGACACCAAGCCAGUCUCUACAAGUUUGUUCAUGAGGUGCAUCUGCAUGAUAACGGGCUCUUUGGUUCACUGAUGUCAUGGAUUGAAAACAUCCUCGACUUCCUUCGCAAUGGCCCAAGUGGAGGCAAGCUUGACAUGAAUGCCUUGUUCCGUGGCGCAAAGGACGUCGGCCAGAUCGAUCACAAUCUAGCUCGUGAGGAGAUAGACAAGCUCAUAAAGUGGCAUGAAGACCGCAAAACAUGGCAUCUCAACAAGACUCGACAGAAGAUGGCUGCCGAAGGAACAGUAUCCUCUCCUUUCAACACAAAGUUCAAAGGUAGCGACUUUGGUCUAGACGAGGCCGAUCUUGAGCACCUUGCCAUCUCUGACGCAGACUCCGAUCCCUCGGACGACCUCGACGCCGAAGACGAGGCCGAGGAGCUAGACCCGAUUGCUGUUGAACGGAAACGCCGCUCUAGGAAACAAGACCAACUUCGCCGUACAGCCGGCGAGCCUGUCAAACCCGAAGUGACGGAAAUUCUGAAGCUUUCCGAGCCAUUUGGGGUGCUUCUUCGCCAAGUUCUUGCUGACUAG
Messenger RNA from Aspergillus calidoustus, 2730 nucleotides. Lineage: Eukaryota; Fungi; Ascomycota; Eurotiomycetes; Eurotiales; Aspergillaceae. The record is from the annotation of a GenBank genome assembly.